Molecule: messenger RNA, 1195 nt
Organism: Babesia bovis T2Bo
Lineage: Eukaryota; Apicomplexa; Aconoidasida; Piroplasmida; Babesiidae
Exons: 1
Coding region: 31-1170 (379 amino acids)
Source: RefSeq, a predicted model, not a curated record
ACAGUAGUAUUGGUUGUUGCCAAAAACAUCAUGGAUACUAGUACCUGUACCACUAUAGUACUAGUACUGCUAUGGCUCUACCUCUGCUGCCAGGAACUGGGCUCGUUGAUUACUGUGGUAGGCCAGUACAGCAGUACUAAGGUACUAUACAGCACUACUACACUAUCUACUCUAUUGCUAGCAGUAUGUCUAUGGCAAUGCAAGAAGGCAGGGUACCUCGUUUCCCCAAUGACCUGGUACCACUGGGUUCUAUUGGUACUACUAGUAUUACUGCAAAUAGCGGUAAUUCUAAUGGCAGUACCAGAACAACUGGAUCAAGAUGGUGGCAACCGGCCGAGCUACGGAGCCAAAUGGAAAUAUCCCAUUUACGGUGUUUCAGCGGCAUUACUGGUUAUAUUGGGUUGUACUCUAUUCUGCGGCUGGAAGUGUAACCUAUUCUGUAGACCAUGCUGUAAAAGCCAGUAUGUGUGCUAUGGUAGUGCAAUAGUGGUAGCCUUGGUGGUACUGCUGAUACUGGCAGUAACACUUUCAAUGAUACAGUAUCAGGAUGAAAGCAACUCCAUUCAUGGAGACCACCUCCAUAAGGGGGAGACCGAGAAGACUAUUAUUGGCCAUCUUGAUAAAGUGGUAGUGCCCUGUGCCCAGUGUUAUGCGAUGGCAAUUAUAUGGAGAACUAUGCUCAAUUUACCAUAUACGGUACCGGAAGUGGUGACACUGAUAUCAUCCACACUUGCAGUGGCCUCUAUAUUGGCAUUGGCAGCGUUGGGCACUGCUGUGGAAUACCAUUCAACGCUAUCAAGUACUAGAGGUUACAUUUUUCUAGCACUGCACCUAGUGGCCCUGGGCAUUACCCUGUACUGCCUGGAGUAUAAAGCGGUAUUCCACUGGCCCAAGGAAUACAUGUGCUUUGGGUUACUGGCAGUCGUACUACUGAUAACACUGGUCGCGGUAACGGUAGUGAUGCUAGGGGGAAAUGCAAUAUUUUAUGGAGUCAACGGUGAUGUUGAAGCUAUGAAAUACACCCUGCUGGGCUACUCAUUUCUACUGAUGGUACCUACAUUGUGGUAUGCAUACCGCUGUGGUCUAUUUAAAUGGUGUCUCCCGAAGAAAAAGGGUCUCAAGGGUACUGAGACUGCUGAGAACACGGUACCAGACACUGAUAUCGCAUAGGAAUAGUACCACUGAGUAUUGCCUG